GCGAGCGGGGCCGGGGACAAGGGUGGGAGCGCGGCUGGGGCCGAGGGGACAAUGGGGCUCUGUGGCACCGCUGCCACCCCCUAAUCCGGGCCACGGGGCCGGGGGGGGGUUUAAAGGGCAGCGCUGACCCCGGUCCCCUGCGCCAGCGGCCCCGAGCCUCCGUCCCCUGCGCGCUCUGCGGCCACGGCUCCAGCCCCGAGUGCCCCGGUCACCAGCAUGCUCUCUCAGGACCACACGAGCUCGGAGCCGGAGCCGCUCCCGCAGGACCCGGCUUGGGCCGGCCCCGAGGCGCUGAGCCCGGGCUGGGAGGACCCCGAGACCCCCGGCGGGGACGAGCCCGAGGACAGCGGCGACAGCGACGGCGCCGCCCGCGCCUACGAGCGGCUGCAGAGCGCGCUGCGGCAGGAGGGGCUGCCCCCCACAGAGGAGAGGCCCGAGGAGCACGGCACGGGAUGCGGCCCCCCGGCCAUGACCGUUUGCAUCCUGGGCUCCCCCAGCACCUUCCUGCCCGUCCUGCUCGAGGGGGCAGCCGCUGCCCAGGUGGGUCCCGGCCCCACACCCCCACCCCAUACGAGACACCCGAGAACCCACAGCCCCUGGCCAAGGCAUCCCCUGCAUGGCCAGGAGGGAAACUGA
Messenger RNA from Pezoporus flaviventris, 636 nucleotides. RefSeq names its product carnosine synthase 1-like. NCBI's taxonomy places the organism in Eukaryota, Metazoa, Chordata, Aves, Psittaciformes, Psittacidae. Gene Ontology annotation, biological process: carnosine biosynthetic process. The record is from RefSeq and is a predicted model, not a curated record. Gene Ontology annotation, molecular function: ATP hydrolysis activity; carnosine synthase activity. The transcript is spliced from 4 exons. The coding region runs from base 217 to 636 and encodes 139 amino acids.